Molecule: messenger RNA, 632 nt
Organism: Blastocystis hominis
Lineage: Eukaryota; Bigyra; Opalinata; Blastocystidae
Exons: 1
Coding region: 1-603 (200 amino acids)
Cellular component (GO): membrane
Source: RefSeq, a predicted model, not a curated record
AUGAACUUUAUGAACGGUGUCCUGAUCGUUUUGGGACUUGUCGUUCUUGGUUUUACCGUAUAUCUCAACAAGGUUGAUAAUAUCCCCCCAGUGCUCAGCAGUCUGAGUGUUUUAAUGGGAGUUGGUUACCUGAUUGGAGGAUUGUUGGUGGUGUUCGGUAUUAUUGGAAUUUGCGCUUCGUAUGGAGGCUGCCUUCUUUAUUUGUACAGUAUUCUGAUUACUAUCCUGAGCAUUAUCUGUGUGGUUGCUACGGUUGCCAUUAUUGUGGUCACUGUCGGCAUGAAGCUGAAGGAGAGCGGAAACUCCUCCAUUAUCGACAAGGUUGACAAUUUCACAAUGAGCUAUGUUACUAAUGAGGCCAACGCGGAGAGUUGGAAGAAUAUGCAGAAUGCUCUGAAGUGCUGCGGAUACACGGGUCUUGAAGAGACUGGAGAAACUUGCACAGCUGAUCCUAAGGGUCCAGAUUGCAGAGAGUUCAUCUUCGAGCAGCUCGAAAAGUACUGCUUGGCUGCCACGAUCGUUAUUCUCAUUGUUACGAUCUUUGUAAUUAUUAUUAACUGUGCCAGCUGUGCUAGAUGCAAGAGUGAUUGCAAGAAUCAGUAAUCACAGGUAGAGAGACUUGUAUGAUUGUG